AUGUGGUCCAAGGCGUCCUUCAAUAGAACUCAGCGGCCAUCGAUUGGCAACCCCACCUUGGUGGACAAGACAUGGGACGACAGCAAGUAUCCCUCACUGUCUGGAGGUCCGCAAGCCCAGAAUCUCACCAAAGACUUGCCUGCGCUGCCCAAUGAGGCUGAUCCGUCAUUGCAACCCCAACCCGAAGGAAACGUCAACAAGCGAUAUUCAGACGUCUCGCCCGUGGAAUCGCCUGUGCUUGGGCAUGAGGCGCGCGACAGCGAAAGCAGUUUCUGUGUCUCGCCCAUUCAUGAGUCCGAGGAAUGGUCCCACCCGCGAGAUGACUCCCGACCCUCACCACCACCGACCCCGGUUCCCCCAGAGCCGGCCGAUCCUCCUCCGUCGCAAGAAGAGCCUCCCCUACCGCCGCCGCCUCCGCGCCCUGUGAAGCAGCUCCGCUUUUCUCCCACCCCCGAACAACCGACACGCUGGGAUGACUUUUCGGGCGAGCCAACCACGAAGAACACUGGCAAGGCAGGCCAGGUGACGCCGCGAGAUACCACUUUCCACAAGGCACCCAGCUCACAUGCCUCCAACCUGUUCAAUUGGGGCCGAGAGCAACUCCAACCCAAAAAGAAACUCGCCGAGGCUCGAAGCCGAAUCACCAGUUUCUCUAAGAACGAAGCCCCAGCUCCCAAGGAACCUCGAAGCAGAUCAUCGUCCCGUGUACGUCCGCUGAAUGAGCAUCUCGGUAAUGCUCAGGCCAAUACAGAAGAUGCUACAGCACAAAUAACCCAAAUCAACAACCUUGGUUUUGUCCCGACAGUGGUGACGAGCAUCUCGGCCGGCGAUUCCAAGCCACUGCCUGCGAGACCAACAACAGAGGAUUCGCCCAUCCCCCGAGAUCAAACAGACCCUAAUUUCGACACUGCCAUAGCCAACAUGAUGGUCCCCAACGAGCCCGUGAGUCGGUUUAGUACUACGACCUACACUGCUACGGACGCCGGCAGUCAGAACAACAGUCGGCGAACAAGUGUCAACCUGAAAAGACAGUCUACCGAAGACCUCAACUCCGUCAUAGCCCGGCGACGCCCGAUCCCUAAUUUGAUGCCCACCUCGAAAAAGCCUGUGCGGAAACCCACUCCGACCCAGGCGGUGCAGGGACCUGCACCGCCCCCUCAGCCUCCUGCCAACGACCCCCGCCGAACACACACGGGCGCAUUGCGAGACGAGCUUACGCGGCGCAGAUACAAUCUAGAGACGGUUAUCCAUGAGCUGACGCAGGUCAUCCAGCCCAGCUCCAUUGCUUAUGACCUGGCCGCCAAGGCCGAAGUCAAGAAGACCGUCAAUAGCAUUGAGAACGAGCUCGCGGAGAUCAAGAGAGAGGAGCAUGAGCUUGGGUUGAAAAUCACCCGCGCAUGGCGGCGACUGGAUGAGAAGGAGAAUAACGGUGAUGGCAGUGGCCUGUGGGUCAAACGUGUCACUAGUUGA
Molecule: messenger RNA, 1470 nt
Organism: Penicillium alfredii
Lineage: Eukaryota; Fungi; Ascomycota; Eurotiomycetes; Eurotiales; Aspergillaceae
Exons: 3
Coding region: 1-1470 (489 amino acids)
Source: RefSeq, a predicted model, not a curated record